Messenger RNA from Tripterygium wilfordii, 4118 nucleotides. Its product is annotated as disease resistance protein RUN1-like. NCBI's taxonomy places the organism in Eukaryota, Viridiplantae, Streptophyta, Magnoliopsida, Celastrales, Celastraceae. Gene Ontology annotation, molecular function: ADP binding; protein binding. The record is from RefSeq and is a predicted model, not a curated record. Bases 112 to 3723 code for a protein of 1203 amino acids. Gene Ontology annotation, biological process: defense response; signal transduction. The transcript is spliced from 4 exons.
AAUAUGUUGAAAAUCUUAUUCUACAACUUGGCUUAUAACGCGUUUUAACUUUCCAUAUAAUCUCAAGCUUCAUGGAACCAAUUAAGCCUCUUUAGUCUUUACUCUUUGUCAAUGGCGGCCAUGAUCAUGAGCACAGAUGCAGCUUCUUCUUCUUCUUCUUCUGCCUUUCGCUGGAAGUAUGAUGUUUUCAUUAGUUUUAGAGGAGAAGACACUCGCAAGAACUUCACAGAUCAUCUGUACGCAGCUUUGACUCAGAAAGGCAUUGUCACUUUUAGAGAUGAUUUGAAACUUGAGAGAGGAAAGCCUAUUUCUACGGACCUCCUCAAUGCAAUCCAAGGGUCCAGAUUUUCUCUCAUUGUUUUCUCCAGAAACUAUGCUACUUCAUCCUGGUGCUUGGAUGAGCUCUUGAAGAUUGUUGAAUGCAUGAAUGAUCUGGGGCAAACAGUUCUCCCAAUCUUCUAUGAUGUCGACCCUUCUGAGGUACGGAAACAAACUGGUAGUUUUCACAAGGCAUUUGCAGAUCAUGAGGAAUCGGCAAACAAGGACAAGGUGAGCAAGUGGAGGGCAGCCAUGGCUGAAGUGGCUACUCUUUCUGGAUGGCAUUUGCAAAACAGGCAUGAAUCAACAUUCAUUCAGGAAAUAGCUGAAGAGAUAUUGAGGAGAAUGGGCCACUCAUCCUCGACUACUGUUGUUAACGACCUGGUUGGAAUAGAACCUCGUCUGGAGGAAAUGCUUUCCAUCUUAGAAAUGGGAUCCAAGGAUGUUCGAAUUGUAGGGAUUUGUGGGAUGGGUGGGAUUGGUAAAACCACUCUUGCUAGGGUCAUCUAUGACAUGUUCUGUUCUCAGUUUGAAGGUUUCAGUUUCCUUGAAAAUGUUAGAGAAGUCUCUAAAAAUAGUGGCCAUGGUCUUACCGGUUUGAAGCAACAACUUCUUUCACAAGUCCUGAUAGAAAAAGAUGCAAGCGCAACAAGGUUUAGUAUAUCCAGAUUGCUUAAAUAUAAGAGGGUUUUCCUUGUUCUUGACGACGUGAGUGAUUCAGAACAAUUAGAAGCACUCGCAGGAAGUCAUGAUUGGUUUGGUGCCGGAAGUAGAAUCAUCGUAACCACUAGAGAUAAGCAUCUAUUGGAGGCUCACGGCGUGGCGGAGAAGAUGAUAUACAAGGCUAAGGAAUUAAUUAGUGAUGAAGCACUUCAGCUCCUGAGUUGGAAAGCCUUCAAGCUAAACCAUCCUCCAGAGGAUUAUGAAAAACUUUCAAAGCAAAUCGUAUCCUAUGCUGGCGGCCUUCCUCUUGCUCUUAAGGUUGUUGGUUCCUUUCUACACGGCAGAAGUGUAAUUGAGUGGGAAAGUGCAUUGAAGAGACUCAAACAAAUCCCUGACAAGAAAAUUUUUGAUAUACUGAAAAUAAGUUAUGAUGGUCUAGAGGAAACAGAGAAGAAAAUAUUCUUGGAUAUUGCAUGCUUCUUUCAAUGGAAGUAUGUCAAGACAGUAUCUGCAAUACUAAAGAGCUCUGGUUGUUUUCCAGAUGUCGAGAUAGGAGUUCUUGUCCAGAAAUCUCUAAUAGAAAUUAACAACAAGAUGUUCUGGAUGCAUGAUUUGUUACGAGAAAUGGGUUGGACAAUUGUUAGUCAAGAAUCUCCGGACGAGCCUGGCAGGCGUAGCAGGCUGUGGCUUCAUGAUGAUAUAUCUCAUGUACUAACUGAGAAAACUGGAAGCGAAAAGGUUGAAUGCAUAUAUCUGAAGACGCCUAAAUCAAAAGAGAUACGAUUUGAUGCUGAUGCAUUUUCAAAAUUGAAGAAACUAAGGCUAUUAAAAAUCCAAGGUUUGCAACCAUCAAAAGGGCUUGAUUUUCUUUCUAACGAAUUACGGGUUCUUAAAUGGCGUGGAUAUCCUCUGAAAGCUUUGCCCUUGAGUUUCAAUCCUGAGAAACUCAUUCGAAUUAGCAUGACUCACAGUCGGAUUGAACAACUAUGGAAGGGAAGGCUGCAAUUACAAACACUGAAGGUAAUCAAACUCAGUUAUUCAAGAUAUCUGAUCAAGACCCCUGACUUAGGAGGUGCCUUGAACCUUAAGAAACUAAUUCUUGAAGGCUGUACAAAUUUGUGUGAGCUUCACCCUUCUAUUGGAGACCUCAGGAGGCUCAUUGUUUUGAAUCUAAAAUACUGCAGAAACCUUCAGAGCCUCCCAGACAGUGUUUGUGGUCUGAAAUCUCUUAAAACUCUAGACAUCCAUGGAUGUGCAAAAAUCAACAAAUUGCCAGAGAACAUAGGAGAAAUAGAAUGUUUGGAAGAGCUUGAUCUUAGCGAUACUGUCAUCACAAAAUCACCAUCCUCCAUUGUACUUAUGAAGAAUCUGAAAAAACUAUCAUUCAGGGGGUGCAAAGAACCAAUUACUAAACCUUGGGAUUUUCUCUACCGCGCCUUUUGUUUGCCUGCAUUUGGUCAAGGCUCGGGGGGUUUGGUGUUACCUUCUUCUUUCUCAGGUUUACGGUCUUUGACAAAUCUGGAUUUAAGUGACUGCAAUCUUUCAGAAGGAGCACUUCCCAGCGAUAUUGGCAACUUAUAUGCCUUGACAAAUUUGGACCUAAGUAGGAACAAUUUUGUUACCUUGCCUUCAAGCAUUAAUCAACUUUCUCAGCUGAAGAAGCUCAAUCUGAAGUACUGUCAGCAGCUUCGAGAGGUGCCAGAGCUUCCUUCAAGCAUAGAAGAUUUGUGCGCACACAAUUGCCUGUCUCUCGAAACUUUAUCAGGUCCAUCAGGCCUCAAUUUGUCAAAUAAUCGUGAUUUUAAGCUUAAUAACUGUUUCAAGUUGGUGGAGAACAACCAGAAUGUGGCAGUUGCGUUGCUACGAAGACAUCUUCAAUCAAUGGCGAAACUACGGCUUCAGUUAGUUUGCUCCCUUGCUCUCAAACUGGCAGAUGAGAACCAAUCCCUCAACAGGAAUAUCCUUGCAUUGACAAAGAUUAUAGUUCGCUUUUUUAUGGAUGCGGUGUUCAAAGGAGUACAUGAUCCACCAGCUCACAUUCCUGCAUUGGUCAUAUAUCUUCCAGGGAGCGAAAUUCCAGAUUGGUUCACUUACCAGACUACAUCUACCAUAAUGGGCAUCCAGCUACCUCCAAAUUGGUACAACGACAUUAAAUUCAUGGGAUUGGCUUUCUGCAUCUCUUUUACACUCCACGAGGAUUAUACGAAACCUGCUUCAGAACAUGUUUACAAGAUCAUAUUCUCUUUGGUUUCUAAUAAUGGAAACUACAUCAUUAGAGGUACACAGAAUAACUUUGGCAGGGAAACAUUGGCUGUUGGUGAUCACCUAUUUCUUAUAUACAUACCAUUCGAUGAGUACUUUCAGAAGCGGACAUGGCCUCAUGUCGAAGCUCACUAUGCAUGCGAAGGCCCUGGCCUUGAGUUCAAGAGUUGUGGUAUUAACUUGGUGUUCUUUAAGGAUGCAGAAGAUCCAACUCAAGGGGGGAUAUUUGGAGAGGGCGUAAACAUCUCUCCUGGACUACUUCCGAGAUUAACUUCCCUCCUGAAUACCUUUGGUGGUUCUCCUGCAACAAUUGAUAACAGUCAUGAGGCAGGACCAAGUGGAAGUACUGCAUCAAGUGGAAGUACUGCCCCUUCUGGAGUUGAGGAAUCAUGUUCACAUUCACCUUCACAUGGUACAGGAGCAGAAGAAGAAUCCAUUGAUACAAUGACCAAAAGUGAAGGUACUGUCCCUUCUUUAUGAUCCUUUGGGGCUAAUGUCAAAAGGCAUUGGUGGCAGUGAGAAAAGGGGAAGAGGAGGUAGUAAAAGUGGCUCUGGUGAAGAGAAAGCAGAAGAAUCUCUUGAUGAAAAGACCUUAUUCAACAUUAGAUAUAAUCUGGUUUCACGAUCCCUAUCUCGUAUGUGGACAUCAAACGCCCAAGCUGACAAUUCACAAGUUUAAUUUAUAUAUGUUUACAUGUAACACAAUUCUGCAGAAAAGCUGAAAAGGGCCUGUCCAGCAAGAGAGGAGAGGUUGUUUAAGAGUAAACUUUUACCUUAUGUUGUGAAGAGGGAAGUUUUUACUUGGUUUGAGAAUCACGAAUCGCUUAGAUGACACUCAUGUAUAUGAUAUCUUAUAGAGAUCUCGAGUUCGAGCC